Cottoperca gobio is the source of this 3487-nucleotide messenger RNA. It is a transcript of the gene rab23, whose product is annotated as RAB23, member RAS oncogene family. Gene Ontology annotation, molecular function: GTPase activity; GTP binding. NCBI's taxonomy places the organism in Eukaryota, Metazoa, Chordata, Actinopteri, Perciformes, Bovichtidae. Bases 515 to 1222 code for a protein of 235 amino acids. The record is from RefSeq and is a predicted model, not a curated record. The transcript is spliced from 7 exons.
UUCCGCCAAAAAACACAGAAGAAGACUUGACUCCGCUGCUUAGCAACAAACAUUAGCGAGCUAGCCAGUUGCCUUUAGCUACUCUCAUGCGCAACGUAGUUAGCUGGAACGAAGGCUCGCGGAUAGAUAGCAUUUUCACCCCGUAAAUGUCACAUAUUUUACUUAGUUGUCGACGUUAAUUAAACGUUACCUGUCGUUUUGAAGCUGAGAACAUUCGGUAUGUGCAGUCAUUAGUUAUAUAUAAUUAGCGGGCGGAGGAGAAGGUUCUUUUCUUUGGGAAAAGUGGCUAACAUUAGCUCGACAACCGUAGCACCGGAUUCAUAGCGUCUCCUAUUGCCAGAGAGAAGAGCAGAGGCAGGCUGGAGAUAUGUGAUUGUGGUUCAGCUGGCUGAUUAGCUCAUCUAAUGUUAGCGGACACUGGAUGAGUUGAAACGUGAUUGUACAGGUGAUAUAUGUGUUUGUGUCACGUCACUAAAACUACUUAGGCGGAGUAGAACUGAGUAAACCAGCCACCAUGUUGGAGGAGGACAUGGAAGUGGCCAUCAAGGUGGUCGUGGUCGGCAAUGGAGCUGUUGGCAAGUCCAGUAUGAUCCAACGGUACUGCAAGGGCAUCUUCACUAAGGACUACAAAAAGACCAUCGGAGUGGACUUCCUGGAACGGCAGAUACUUGUAAAUGACGAAGAGGUCCGACUAAUGCUGUGGGACACCGCUGGGCAGGAGGAGUUUGACGCUAUUACUAAGGCCUACUACCGUGGUGCCCAAGCAUGUGUGCUAGUCUUCUCUACCACAGACAGGGAGUCGUUUCAGGCUAUUGACAGCUGGAGGGAGAAGGUGGAGGCAGAGGUCGGAGAUAUUCCCACAGUUCUAGUGCAGAACAAAAUUGACCUCCUGGAAGAGACCGUUAUAAAAAACGAGGAGGCAGAAGCUUUGGCUAAAAGGCUCAAGCUGAGAUUUUAUCGCGCUUCAGUAAAAGAGGACCUUAAUGUCAACGAGGUUUUUAAGUACCUAGCCGAUAAGUAUCUUCAGCGACUCAAACAGCAAACGGCAGAGGAGACAGAGGUGCUCCACACAACAAGCAAUAAAAUAGGUGUUUUUAAUACCACCAGUAGUAAUGUCUGCAACCAGAGCUCCAGCAACGGCAGAGAAGUCAUCACUUUGCGACCUAACAAACAAAGGACCAAGAAGAGUAAAAAUCCUUUUGGAAGCUGCAGCGUACUCUAGAUAAAAUCAUUUAGUUUUAGUGACUGACUAUUGUUUCUAAAACUAAAUUGGUCAUUGUUGUAUUUUGUGGAGGUAGCCCCAUUUAGAGACCAAAGCCCAAACCGACUGGGAAAUACUACUCUAUACUACUACUAAUAACCUGAUGUUUAAUCUGUGUCCUAAAUUGUUUCACCACAUUGAGGGUUACAUUUAAUUUGAUUCAGCCUUGGAUCUCCAUCAAUGACCGGUGCACAAAAACCUGUCCUUGUGGUUGCCUUAAGUAACAGCAGCAGCUGCAGCUGCAGUACAUGUGUUGUUUAGAUGUCACCUGACAUACAAUCCUCUCAUCAAAACAUGUUACAGCAAAGGUUGCACUCCUGCUCUGUGAAAACUCCUGUAUAUGACUUUUACAGUCGCCCAUCCUGUGUUUGUCAUUUAAUCUGUGCAAUAUGUUUGCAUGUAUUGUAGAAGAUACACAGAUAAUUUUGUACCAUAUUUUUCUGUCAACGUAAUAUGGUUCAAACUAUACUGCUUUUGUGGACAAAACACUAUCGAAUCCAGAGUUAAUUCUCUGUGCAGAAGUAUUUUUGUACAACAGUGUUGAGUGAUAUUUUCACUGAAGUGUUGACAUAGUGCCAAAUUUCCUCUUUCUGAGCGAUAGUUAAAUAUUAACACUGCAGUGAUGUGACAUGAAAUCAAUAGACUGUGCGUUUAUGUAUAACCAAAUAUCAAUAACUAUUGACACAAAACAGUCCUAUAUAUGUCGGCUUACACUCAAUUUAUUUAACGAUUUGUUAAUCAAGACUUUCCCAAAGUUGAGGACUUUGUGAUGUAAAACAUGAGUUGAAGUUACAAUCAGUUAUAGCACUAUGUCUUUAAUUGCAGUUGUUUACAUUUAACAUUAGAUUGUGCUUUUCUUUAACUUUGCUACAGCUUUGAGUCACUCGUUGGUCUCAGACUAAAUACAUUUCAGUACUGUAUUCAGAUGACAUUACUAUAUUUUUAACAUUUCAAACACUAAACAUGGUACAAGAAUUUGUUUUUUAUUUCUUGGUUUGGUAUGUAAUCAAUUUCCAUUUUGUAAAUAUCCAUAUCAUAUCAGUAGAGAAGGUUCAAAAUGGGAUAUUUUGCUUGUGUGUGCUUGAAUAUGCAAGAAAAUUCUGUUUCCUCACUACAAUGAGGGGAGUCAAAAGAUCUCCCAACUAAUGCUCAGUCCUCCAAAUGGCUGUGAACUGUAUGUUAUUGCCUUUUCUACAUUUGUUUUCCUAAAACUCAUUAUAUGGGAGACACCGGUUUACUAAGCACAAAGAAAUAUGUGGUGAUGUGGAAAAGUCUCCGAUCUGACAUUAUUAACAAUAACUUAUUAAUAGCUACAAGUAAUGUACAUGCAAUUAGAAUACCUGGGACACCUGGGAAUACAUGCAUUCACAUUUUUGUCUUCUUUUUAAAGUGUUGUAACUGAUCUCAGAUCAGAAGCUAUAGAAGCUAUUCCCACGUUCAAAUGGACUUCAUUCUCAAGAUGUUCAGCUGGGACUGUUGUGAAAACCCCAACAGGUGCUUAAACUAUGAUCCAGUUAUACCAUUGGUGACAAGAUUGUGUUUAUUCAAUGCUUUCUCAUUUCGUUGUCUGUAAACAGUGCUGUUUUGAGAAAAGGGGGGGGGGGGGGAAGAAUGUGGCAUAACUGUAAUGCAUGCAAGCCUUUUCUUUUCCCACAUCAGUGAACGUUCAACCAUGGUUGCAAUGCCACAAUGCCUCGUCUUUGUUUACAUCCUCCCCCACUGACCACCAGUAAGCAUUUUAAUCCCUACUCUUGCUGUUUGUUUAAAAUUGCCUGCACAGUAAAUCUGUAAAUAAUUAUUUCCCAAGCUUUCUCUAAUUUGUAACAUUGUGUUUACUUUGCCUUUUUUGCUUUUUUGACUGAAUGGAUUUUAGCGCACUUUAACAUUACAAAUGUCAUAUAAUCUUAAAGAAGCAGAAGUUAAAAGUAACCAUACUUAUGUGCUGUCACUCAGGUGUAAUGAUCUUUGUGUCAUACUGUUGAUCUGCUUCUUCACACAUGACUUCAUAAAUCAAGUUCACACAUUUAGACAAACCAACAUAUAGUAUAUACUUUCAGACUUGACAAAAACAACUCAUUGUUGGAUUUUUGCUUUUUAACAGUAAAAAAUAAAAUAAAAAUGUAUCUCAAUGUUUUAAGUGUGCAACACAACUGGGCACCCAAGAUUAUGUUUGGGGGGUAAAGUUCAUGGUAAUCUGACAUUAAUAAAACUUUACUUUGUUCUUGA